AUGUCCAGUGUCGAAGGGAAGUUCUUCUCGAGAUUUUGGUCACACAGCAGCGCUGGCGGUCUAGUUUGUGGCAAAGGCCUAGCUCACCGCAGAGAGCUGUCAUUUAAAGAGCGCUACCAAGAGUUCAACGAUCACCACAAGCACAAGGAUGAACCAGAACCGACAGCUCUUGUGUCAGUCAGCGACAAGCUCUCCAGAACAAUUAGUGGUGCAUUGCGCAGAUGUAAGCAUAGAGAGGAGAGGGCAGAAGAUGUCUGGAUCGCUUUGAUCUAUGUUCCGCAUUCAGAAGUACCAGCACCCUACCAUUCAGCGGCGGAUUUGGUCUGGCCGGAGGACAAAGAUCUCUUCAGAUCCGAAUAUUUAUUCGACUGGGAAAUUAACGAGGAGUAUGUCGCCCACGUUGUGUCCCUUCGCGUUCUUCUAGACCGUGGUAUUGAGCGAUAUAUCGAUCUCGAAGCCGACGAUACAUCCUCUUUAGAGCAAGGCAUGUGGGAUGGCACCAAGAAUUUGGGAAAUUUUGAUAGAGGCCUUUAUUUUGCAGCAAUUGGUCGAUGCUUUGGAGCCAGAGCGCCAGUGCAAUAUUUUGCUGGUCAGCUUUGUGUGAACUCAGGAAGAAACUGUUCGGCUCUUGUCAGAGACGGUAUCGAAACAUCUAUAAUUGAUUGGUGGCUAGCAGAUGUGGACUUUGCGACAAAAUUGGAAAUAUACAAUGAAGAAGCAGGGUGCAUGCUUCUUGAAAUACAUGAGCAGAUGGAGGUUCUGGAAGAUGAGGUUUUCUGGCUCACAAUAGAAGCUUUUGAGCGGGGAGAGUCAGUGUCCGCAGGUGUGCUCAGGAGGAUUGCUUCUGAAAGGUAUUCAUUGACGGAGAAGUUGAAAUUAGCCAACGAAGCGAUUGAGAGGGAGGCGAUUAAGAUAGGACUAUGA
This is a messenger RNA of Cadophora gregata, 924 nucleotides long. RefSeq lists its product as uncharacterized. NCBI's taxonomy places the organism in Eukaryota, Fungi, Ascomycota, Leotiomycetes, Helotiales, Ploettnerulaceae. The transcript has a single exon. The record is from RefSeq and is a predicted model, not a curated record. The coding region runs from base 1 to 924 and encodes 307 amino acids.